This is a messenger RNA of Ochlerotatus camptorhynchus, 970 nucleotides long. RefSeq names its product ubiquinone biosynthesis O-methyltransferase-like. Bases 25 to 942 code for a protein of 305 amino acids. Lineage: Eukaryota; Metazoa; Arthropoda; Insecta; Diptera; Culicidae. The transcript is spliced from 4 exons. The record is from RefSeq and is a predicted model, not a curated record. Gene Ontology annotation, biological process: ubiquinone biosynthetic process. Gene Ontology annotation, molecular function: 2-methoxy-6-polyprenyl-1,4-benzoquinol methyltransferase activity. Gene Ontology annotation, cellular component: mitochondrion.
CGCGUUUGAAUUUAAACUAUCAAGAUGAGUCCCUACUACGGAAUGUACGUAGUUCUGGGCCUGGUGUUCAAAGCACUGGAGAUCGUGUUCAGCGUGUUGAAGCUCAAUUUAGUUGCGAAGGCUUUGGAGGCACAAUUUGGCAAUUUCAUUAUCGGACUAAAUGACAAUCGACCAAAAGAAGCAGCACCAAAGGAUAGCGUUAGCAAAACGGAAAUCAACCACCUGGCUAAGAUGGUCGACUUCUGGUGGGACACCAAAGGACCGGCAAAAAUGCUCCAUACGUUCUAUCAAGUGAGGGUACCACUUGUCGUUGAAGGCUUAGCCGAAACGGGUCGAAUCUCAAAGGCCGAUAUUGCCAAACCGGACGCACUAAAGGGCGUGCGAAUUCUGGAAGCUGGCUGCGGUGGUGGCGUUCUGGCCGAAGACCUAGCUCGACUGGGAGCUUACGUCGUAGGUGUUGACCCGGGCAAAGAAAUGAUUGAUCUAGCCAAAAUCCAUCUAGAAACCAAAUCCAGCGAAUUGAAAGAUUUCCUCGAAUAUCACGACAUUACGGUGGAGGAACACGCAAAGAAGUUCGCUGGAACAUACGAUGCUAUCAUUUGCUCGGAAGUGAUGGAACAUGUAGAUGAGAAGGAAUCGAUCCUGGAAGCAUGUUGCCGUUGUUUGAAGCCUGGUGGAUCCCUGUUUGUAACUACCGAAAAUCAGACUAUGUUGGCGUGGUUCAUAUUCAUCAUCAUCCCAGAGUACAUUCUCAAGUUCAUUCCGAAAAAUACACAUUUCUACGAAAAGUUCAUCUCACCCGAAGCAGUUGCCAAGAUUACCAGCAAAUACGGCUGCCAAAUGCGCAGAGUCCGAGGAUUCUUCUAUGACCGAAUGUUUAACUCGUGGAAAUUCAUCGACAACGAUGACUGCAACUAUGGACUGCACGUUGUGAAGCAAUGAAUAAAAAUUUGAACAAAUACAAACCACA